Messenger RNA from Danio rerio (zebrafish), 974 nucleotides. It is a transcript of the gene cbln17, whose product is annotated as cerebellin 17. Lineage: Eukaryota; Metazoa; Chordata; Actinopteri; Cypriniformes; Danionidae. Gene Ontology annotation, cellular component: extracellular region. The record is from RefSeq and is marked validated.
GUUAUUUUCCUUGUCUCUCUGAUUGUAAGGAUGAAGGUGAGUGUUUCUCUUCUUCUGUUUUGCUAUCUGUCUCUCAGUGAUGGAGAUAAGGAGCUGGAAGUUUUGGUGGCCAGUGAAAGAAAUGACCAGCCCAACAUCUGGACUGAGGUGAGAGAUGUAAGAGACAUGUUGGUGGAGCUCAGAGUCAAGCUGGACAUGACGAUGAAAGAGAAUGCAAAAAUGGCAGAUCAAAUACUGGAGCUGAAGAAAGAAAAUUCAGACAUGAAUGAGAAAAUCAAGAUCAGUGAAGCCCAGCUGAAAAAAACAAGGCAAGAAAAUAAAGAACAACCAAAAGUGGCCUUUUCAGCCGAUUUAGGGAUUCGUGGUGAUUUAGGACCUCAGUCUACUGAGCACACACUUGCAUUCAGCAAUGUCUUCACAAAUAUUGGCAACAACUACAACCCAGCAACAGGUCUCUUCAUUUCUGCAGUUAAAGGCCUUUACUACUUCAGCUUCACUGCAUGCGGUGUUCAAAUCAAACAGUCAAUGGGUGCGAGUUUAUAUAAGAAUGGCCAGAAGAUUGUGUCAGUAGGUCAGUGGCGUAGCCACGAUCAGCACAGAUAUGCAUCAAACGCAGCCGUCCUGCAGCUGGACGUGGGUGAUGUGGUUUGUGUCAAGCUUCUACCACAAUACACCAUCUAUGACAGUCCAGACAACCUCAGCACCUUCAGCGGAUUCCUCAUUUACCCGAUUUAAGGAUCAACUAUUGGACUGUGGCCUAUUUGAACAUGCAGGGGUUGUGGAUAUUCAUUCCCAACCCAAUUAGACUUUUUUUUUUUCAUUUUCAAUAUGUUUUUAUGUAAUCACAAUUUACAACAUUGUUUGCUUCGAGGGAAGAUCACACUUUUCUUUUUUAUACUUUUACCAUAGAGAAAAAAACAUGAUUUUAUCAUGAUUUUAAAUGCUGUAAUUUGCAGUAAAAAUGUAAAAAUCUU